Bactrocera dorsalis (oriental fruit fly) is the source of this 837-nucleotide messenger RNA. RefSeq lists its product as uncharacterized. NCBI's taxonomy places the organism in Eukaryota, Metazoa, Arthropoda, Insecta, Diptera, Tephritidae. The coding region runs from base 1 to 837 and encodes 278 amino acids. The transcript has 2 exons. The record is from RefSeq and is a predicted model, not a curated record.
AUGCCUGACGAUUGCUACCUCGUUGGCUACGCAGACGACAUCGCCGCCGUCAUAACCGCACGUAAUAUCGACAUGGCCAGGCGUCGACUUACACAAGUUAUGAUACGAACACAGACAUGGUUGGACUCACACGGCCUCAGCCUAGCUGCUGAAAAAACAGAACUGAUCCUGCUCACUAGGAAACAUAUCCCGCUGGAGGUAAAUAUGCAAGUUCAUUCAGAAACUAUCAAAACGACGAGAACCCUCAAAUACCUAGGAAUAAGAAUGGACAACAAAUUGACGUACUGGGCUCAAAUACAACACGCUGCAAAAAAGUCAGCCAAUAUAACAAUGGCGCUAUCAAAACUCAUGGCAAACACCGGAGGGCCACUUGCAAGCAGAAGGAAAUUACUUAUGGACACAACACAGUCAGUGCUACUGUACGGUAGCGAAAUAUGGGCCGAUACAUUAAAUGUAGAACACAGACGAAAAGUGCUUGCUAAAGUGCAGAGAACAGCAGCCCUGAGAGUUGCCUCGGCGUACCGCACUGUAUCCGAACCCGCAGUGCUAGUGAUAAGCGGCGUCAUCCCCAUAGACCUUCUCGCAAAGGAGAGAAGACAACUCUGGCUAUGGAAGAAAGACGGAAUAGAAAUACACAUGGCCACAAGACAACAGGCCAGGAAGCAAACUCUCGAACUGUGGCAAGAUCGGUGGACAAGGGAGAGAAAAGGAAGAUGGACCGCCAAACUGAUUAAAGAAAUAGAGAAGUGGCACAGUAGAAAACACGGCGAGGCCCCACAGCCGGCCAAUGAACGACACAACAGCGUUCUUGGGCUCUCUGAAGCUGCGGUUGAUUAA